CCUUCUUUCUAGGAAAGUACCACUGCCCAGUGCUAUUCACCGUGUUCACCAACAACACCCACAUCGUAGCUGUCAAGACCACAGGCAAUGUCUAUACCUAUGAGGCAGUGGAGCAACUAAAUAUCAAGGCCAAGAACUUCCGAGACCUGCUGACAGAUGAGCCCUUCUCUCGGCAGGACAUCAUCACCCUCCAGGACCCCACCAAUUUGGACAAAUUCAAUGUCUCCAACUUCUUUCAUGUGAAGAAUAACAUAAAAAUAACAGAUCCUGAUGAAGAAAAGGCCAAACAGGACCCAUCUUAUUAUUUGAAAAAUACAAACGCUGAGACCCGAGAGACGCUGCAGGAGCUCUACAAAGAGUUCAAAGGGGACGAGGUUCUGGCUGCCACCAUGAAAGUCCCAGAGAAGAAGAAAGUGGACAAGCUGAAUGCUGCGCACUAUUCCACCGGCAAGGUCAGCGCCUCCUUCACCUCCACUGCCAUGGUUCCAGAGACUACGCAUGAAGCAGCUGCCAUCGAUGAGGAUGUGCUGCGCUACCAGUUUGUGAAGAAGAAGGGCUAUGUGCGGCUGCACACCAACAAGGGCGACCUCAAUCUGGAGCUGCACUGCGACAUGACACCAAAAACCUGUGAAAACUUCAUCAAACUCUGCAAGAAGCAGUAUUACAACGGCACCAUCUUCCACAGAUCCAUCAGGAACUUUGUGAUCCAGGGGGGAGACCCCACUGGCACAGGCACAGGUGGGGAGUCGUACUGGGGAAAGCCCUUCAAAGAUGAAUUCCGGCCCAACCUCUCGCACACGGGCCGGGGUAUCCUCAGCAUGGCCAACUCGGGGCCCAACACCAACAAGUCUCAAUUCUUUAUCACCUUCCGCUCCUGCGCAUACCUUGACAAGAAGCACACUAUCUUCGGGCGGGUUGUUGGGGGCUUUGACACACUGACAGCCAUGGAGAAUGUGGAGAGUGACCCCAAAACUGACCGCCCUAAGGAAGAGAUCCGCGUUGACUCCACCACGGUGUUUGUGGACCCCUACGAGGAGGCCGACGCUCAGAUUGCUGAGGAGCGGAAGAAGACGCAGCUCGAGGAGGUGGCCCCAGAAAGCACAGUGAAAACAAGCCAGCCCAAGCCGGGGAGCCAGGGCCCCCAGACGUACCGCCAGGGGGUGGGCAAGUACAUCAAUCCAGCAGCCACGAAACGUGUAUCAGAGGAAGAGCCGUCAACCAGUGCAGCUGUCCCUGUAGCCAAGAAAAAACCCAGCCGAGGUUUUGGGGACUUCAGCUCAUGGUAGCAGCAGGUCUGUCACUCUGGAUCCCCAUAGGGACUCAGGGCUGGGGACCUGUAUCCACACCACAGAGUUUUCUGUCCUCCUGACUACAGCUCACUAGAGCUCUUGCUUGUUCCCCUUUCCUGGCCCCUGGGCCUUCCCAACCUUCACUUGGUACAGUGGCCUGGCCCUGUUUCCAGGCCUGAGCCUACCUAGAACCCUCGACCUGGACCACCAGGCGUGGGCUGUGGCCCUUAGACCAGCCUGCAGCACGGGUCUGGGACAGGGAGGAACGCUGUGUCCUGACUCUGGCCUUCCUCCCUUCCCCACCCCACUUCAGUCAUUUUGUCUGAGACUGUUUACUCAGUGUUAUCACCUGGGACCUGGUUAGAAACAGAGUCUCAGACUUCGGAUCUUCUGACCGGGAGACUCUGGGGGCAGGGUUCAGAUCCAAACCUUGGGGGGGCUCCUGCUGCCGGUGGCUUGAUGAUGCUAGACAGAGCCUUGACAUCAGUUUCUUUUUCUUUUUUUUUUAACGUUUAUUUAUUUUUGAGACAGAGACAGAGCAUGAACAGGGGAGGGGCAGAGAGAGGGGGAGACACAGAAUCUGAAAUGGGCACCAGGCUCUGAGCUGUAGGCACAGAGCCCGACGCGGGGCUCGAACUCACAGACCGUGAGAUCAUGACCUGAGCCGAAGUCGGGCGCUUAACCGACUGAGCCACCCAGGCGCCCUGUUGACAUCAGUUUCUAAAACCUCUUCUGCUGCCUUAUACCUGGGCUUACUGAGGCCCACCCAACAAGGACCAUGGGUGGUUACAGCUAUGUUCCCCCGAGGGCCACACCCAGGACUGCCCACCUCUCCAGCUCAGGACAGGACCAGGACCACACAUGGGAGAAGUCAGCCAGCUCCUGCUGUUACCAAUGGAUGUGCCAAAGGCCUCAGAGAGCUGGUGUGCCCCCUGGCCCCCUGCCUCCCCACAUGCUCACUUGACCCCCAGCCCUAGCACCAGAGCUUCUAGGCCAGCCUCACCAGCGUUUCCAGACUUAAAAAUCCCUUAACUCUAUUUUUCUAUAAAUGUCUUUUAAAAAACA
Molecule: messenger RNA, 2354 nt
Organism: Panthera uncia (snow leopard)
Lineage: Eukaryota; Metazoa; Chordata; Mammalia; Carnivora; Felidae
Product: RING-type E3 ubiquitin-protein ligase PPIL2
Exons: 14
Biological process (GO): protein folding; protein peptidyl-prolyl isomerization; protein polyubiquitination
Cellular component (GO): catalytic step 2 spliceosome
Molecular function (GO): ubiquitin-ubiquitin ligase activity; peptidyl-prolyl cis-trans isomerase activity
Source: RefSeq, a predicted model, not a curated record